Molecule: messenger RNA, 1004 nt
Organism: Schistosoma bovis
Lineage: Eukaryota; Metazoa; Platyhelminthes; Trematoda; Strigeidida; Schistosomatidae
Source: the annotation of a GenBank genome assembly
CAAGAGGAUAGAGGACAGAAAGUCUUUUAGGAAAGUAUUGGUAAUUGACUGUCUAAUAAGAAGAAAGUAAUCAUUAUCAAUUGUUUGUUGGGAUUAUCACCGUUGUGAUUACAAAGAAAGAUGCCAACAGUAGAUAGAGCUUUGGCCUUGUUAAGAAAAUAUCCUCGAGUUUCUCCUCAGAAUAUAUCUGAUCUUCCAGGAAGCAAACCACCCAAGUAUCACGGUUUGAAACGAAUGCGAAGAGGUCUUGGUCAUCGUGGUGCUUCCCAGUUUCAAGCAUUCCCACCCUUGGGAAUUUUGGGUGAAAAGACACCAUUUUAUCUUUCUGUUCCUAAAGAACCUUACAACAUUAACAGCAUGUCUGAAAACAAUCUUCACCGUAUUUCGCUUCUAGAGCUUCAAAGACUGAUAGACCUUAAUCGAAUAAAUCCACUAGAGCCUAUUGACAUUUCCACACUAUGUAACACCAAUCUUUACCGGUUAAAUGUGGAUCAUGAUCGACAAUAUGGUUUCCAUCUAACUGACGAAGGUAUCGAUAACUUUGUUACUCCUGUCAAUAUUGAAGUUCAGUAUGCUAGUGAAGAAGUAAUUGCAGCUGUGGAAAGAGUAGGGGGAAUAAUCUGUAACCGUUAUUAUGAUCUGUAUUCCGUUUGGGUAAAAUCUGACCCUCAAGGAUUCUUCAUGAAAGGCAUUCCGAUCCCAAAAGCUAAAUUGCCUCCUAAUGCGUUGAUUCCAUUCUACGCAAACGCUGAGUCUCGAGGUUAUCUGGCGGACCCUGAGGAAGUGGCGAAAUCUCGAAUUUGGUUGGCUCAAAAGUAUGGUUAUCAACCAUUCGAUUUUAGUUCAUCCUCGGAAUCCACUCAAAAGCUGAUGUCUAUGCGGAAAGAUCCUCGACAAAUAUUUCAUGGACUGGAGCCUGGUUGGCUUGUCAGUAUUCCUGACAAAGCGGUUUUAAAGCCAAAAUCUGAUCUCCUUGAUGCCUACCACAAAUCCUGAUUCCCCCA